CCCGCCGCAUGUAAUCUGUCUCCACUACACUUUGGGUUCACAUACUAACGACUGUUUUUACAUCUACGAUAAGUUUCGUGAAUGUGACAUGUUUACUUUCACUUCAUAGCAAAGGCUUCAAAGGAAUGUCAAAGCAGACGACGCAAAGAUGACAGAUCAGCGAUUUAUUUUAGCAAUAGACAUUGGAACAACAACGAUAAGAGGUCACGUGUAUGACGAGAAGGCAGAGUUAAUUGGACAGGGAUUGCAGAAGUUGGAGUUUUCCGUUCCAGAAAGGGGCCAUGUCGAAAUCAUUCCAGAUGUCCUUUGGUCCCAGUUCUUGGCAGUCGGUAAAGAAGCAAUAGAAGAUUCCAAAGUUCCAGUCGAUAAAAUCGCAUCUAUUGGAAUUUCAACACAAAGGGCGACAUUUACGACAUGGAACAAGCGCACCGCGUGCCACUAUCACAACUUUAUCUCGUGGAACGACACCCGGGCAGCUCAGUUCACUGAUUCGGUCAACAGGGCAAUUACUUUCAGGGGCCUAAAGGCUGGUGCCCGGGUUGUUAAAUGGGUAACUGGAAGCAGAAGGUAUGAAGCAGCGAGUGUACUGUCAUUUACUCCCCAGCUAGUUAUUAUGAGGCUUUGUUGGGUCCUUGACAAUGUAAAUGGAGUUCGAGAGGAUCUGCAAAAAGGGGAGGUCUUAUUUGGAACAAUAGAUACAUGGCUUGUGUGGAAAAUGACCAAAGGGAAAGUUCAUGCUACUGACCUGUCCAAUAUAAGCUGCACUGGCCUUUAUGAUCUUUACGUAUCUAGAUGGAAUAGUAUUCACAUGUCAUAUCUUGGUCUACCAAGCUCACUGCUGCCUGAAAUUAGAGACACAAGUGGCGACUUUGGGAUUUGCGACCCAGAAUUGUUUGGUGUGGAGAUUCCAAUCAAAGCUGUGGUCGGAGAUCAGCAGGCCGCCCUCUUUGGUCAGUGCUGCUUCGGGUCAGGGGAUAUGAAAAUAACCUUGGGAACGGGAGCGUUUGCCGUCGUCAACACGGGGAAGAUGCCAUCAGUGCCUGCCCAAGGUGCAUAUCCUGCGAUUGGCUGGAAAAUCAAGGACGAGGUCUGUUACAUCACAGAAUGCAACCAUUCGGAUUGCGGAACUUUAGUGGACUGGGGUCAAUCUAUGGGUUACUACAGUAGCCCUGCAGAAACGGAAGUUAAAGCAAAAUCAGUGGAUGACAACGGUGGUGUUUAUUUUGUCCCAGCAUUCAAGGGUUUACAAGCCCCCAUCAAUGAUAACUGUGCAUGUGCCUGUCUCAUCGGGUUGACCCCGAGGACAAGACCAGCUCAUGUCACCAGGUCACUGCUAGAAUCAGUUGUAUACAGGGUAAAACAGCUCUAUGAAGUUCAGAAGAAAGAGAGUAGGGUCAAGCUAAAUCAAGUUAUCAGAGUUGACGGUGGGGUCAGUCGGAAUGAAUUCAUCUUACAGAUGAUCGCCAAUCUUCUAGGACAACCCAUAGAGCGUCCUACAAACCUGGACAUGUCUUGCCUUGGUGCUGCCUUCCUGGCUGGUCUAGCUUCAGGAAUCUGGAAGAGUAAAGAAGAACUUCAGACUCUAAGAAAGAAGGAUGCUGUCUUCGAGCCCCAGUCCAUCACAACAGAAGAGGAGGAGUUCCAGACCUGGCAACGGGCUGUCAAGAGAGGGCUGGCUUGGUAUACCAGCUAAGUCAGCAGGGGGCUUCAUAAAGCUGUUUGUGAGUUAUGCAAGACUAGUGACCAUCUUUUGCUACAUGAUAUACCAAACUCUUUCCCCAUAUUAUGGUUGGUGUAUCAUUCCAUAAUUCUAUUGAAAUCCUGGCCCCUUGGCAGAAAGAGUUGCUACAUGAUAUACCAAACUCUUUCCCCAUAUUAUGGUUGAUGUAUCAUUCCAUAAUUCUAUUGAAAUCC
Molecule: messenger RNA, 1914 nt
Organism: Lytechinus variegatus (green sea urchin)
Lineage: Eukaryota; Metazoa; Echinodermata; Echinoidea; Temnopleuroida; Toxopneustidae
Gene: gk5
Product: putative glycerol kinase 5
Exons: 17
Coding region: 149-1693 (514 amino acids)
Biological process (GO): glycerol metabolic process; triglyceride metabolic process; glycerol-3-phosphate biosynthetic process
Cellular component (GO): mitochondrion
Molecular function (GO): glycerol kinase activity
Source: RefSeq, a predicted model, not a curated record